AGUUCUCCAGCUUUACUUCACAGCAACAUGAACACCUUGUUUGUCGUCGCCUUCGCCUCCUUGGCAGCCCUCACCGCCGCCUCCGGCAUCCACGGCAUCGGCGCCCUAGUCUCCGGUCCCAUCGGUCUCGCCGGCCUCGGUGGUGCCGGACUAGUCCACGGAGGAGCUAUCGCCGCUAACGCUUUGGCCGCCAACUCCAUCGCCGCCAACGCCAUCGCCGCCAACAACAUCGCCGCCAACGCCAUCGCCGCCAACAACAUCGCCGCUAACGCCGCCGCAGCGAACGCCAUCGCUGCCGCCAACGCUCGUGCCGUUGCGGCUAACGCCAUCGCCGCCAACAGCGUAGCCGCCAACGUUGCCGCCGCCAACGCUGCCGCCGCCAACGCUGCUGCCACCAGAGAUAUCGCCGCCACUAAUAUCGCCGCCAACGUCGCUGCUACCAACGCCAUCGCUAACGCCAACGCUCGUACUUCUGCAGCUAAUGCUGCCGCUAACGCUGUUUCUGUUCAAGCUAACGCAGCCGCCGGCGCUCAAGCUGUUGCAGCUAACACUCUGGCUGCACAGGUCGGUGCAGCUAACGCCCUUGCAGCCCGCGCCUACGCCGCUCCUGUGGCUGUUGCCGCCCCCGUUAUUGCCGCUCCCGCUCUGGCUGGUGGUUACCUUGGCGGUUCGGCCUAUGCCGCUCGCGCUAUUGCCGCCGGUCUUGGACAUGGACUCGGUGGCAUCACUGUCGGUGGUUACGGCAAAGGCUGGUAAAGGAUCGAACUUUGGACUUCUUGGUGACAACAUCUGCCUCUAUUAUGUAGGA
Messenger RNA from Zophobas morio, 808 nucleotides. Its product is annotated as antifreeze protein Maxi-like. NCBI's taxonomy places the organism in Eukaryota, Metazoa, Arthropoda, Insecta, Coleoptera, Tenebrionidae. Bases 28 to 756 code for a protein of 242 amino acids. The record is from RefSeq and is a predicted model, not a curated record. The transcript has 2 exons.